AUGACGGACUCUCGUGGAAAGCCAGUGUUGAAAGAAGUCCCACUGCUUGUCAAGGGGAGGAUUAACGACCAAGAUGUAUGCUACAAUAGGGGAAAGUUCUUGGGCAAGGGUGGAUUCGCUCGAUGUUAUGAACUUUUCAGAAAUGAUAAGGUAUACGCCGGUAAAUGCAUCUCCAAGCAGUUGUUGUUGAAGAAAAGUCAGCGAGAAAAGGUACUUUUUGUUUUACUUUUAAUGUUUUAGGUAUAUUUUAAACAUUUUAUAAUUAUUGGAAUCUAAGAAUAUUGUUGUAGGUUGUCCAAGAGAUCAAGAUUCAUAGCUCACUUCGUCAUCCUAAUGUUGUUAAUAUCUUGGGUCACUUCGAAGAUGAAGAAAAUGUGUACGUGUUGUUGGAGUUGUGUUCACGCAGAUCGCUGAUGGAAUUGAGUAAACGUCGACGAACUGUCACAGAACCUGAAGCUAGAUAUUUUGUUGAUCAGGUAAGGGAUUCUGAAUAUUUUGUUUGGAUUUUAGGCCUUUGUGUAUCUUGUGACGCUUGUGAAAGUGCUGUUUAUAUUGUAAAGUCUUUAAAGUGUUAUACUUAUAAAAACGAUGAAUUACAUUACACUUGGUAUAACCAAAAGAAAUUUGUAGUUUUGACAAAAGAAUGUUACGCAUUGGCAAUAUUUUUAGUCUUUGUAAUAACCUAAGGUUUUAAAUUGGUUUUUUAUUGUUUGUUAAGCUUGAACUAAUUAAAACUAGGCACAUUACACUUGAUUAUAUUGGUAUAGAUGCUUUUUAAAAUUAUUAGUUUUUUCUUCAACUUUCAUUAAUUAUAACGUUUCAGUUAGUCGCAGGGUGCGUAUACCUUCACUCGGAACACAUUAUUCACCGUGAUUUGAAGCUGGGAAACUUGUUUUUGAACGAAGAACUUAUUGUAAAGAUUGGAGAUUUUGGAUUGGCCACGAGAGUCGAGUUCGAAGGGCAAAAGAAGCAGACACUUUGUGGAACACCGAACUACAUUGCACCGGAGAUGUUGUUGAAAGCUGGACAUUCAUAUGGAGUUGACAUCUGGGCUAUUGGCUGUAUUUUGUACACUUUACUUUGUGGUAAACCUCCAUUUGAGACGGAUUCACUUAAAGUAAGAUUUUUGGCUUUUUUGUUGACGUCUAGGUUAUUUGUGAGAGGUUGGUGGUUUCGAUGGUGCACAAUAACAAAUCAUUGCAUUAUUACACUUAUACUCUAGGUUUUUCGUUAGAAAUUGCAUCAAGAUGUUAUGUUAGCUUAUCUUUUUUUCUAUUUUAACCACGUUUUUAUAAUUAUUUUUUUCUUCAGCAAACCUACUCCAAAAUCAAGAACAACGAGUACGCGAUUCCAAAGAGGAUUGGUCAAGAUGCAUGCAAACUGAUCAGCGCUCUAUUGGCCGCUAACCCAGAGAAUCGACCAAAUGUUUUUGAAAUCCGGUCACAUCCCUUCUUUACUGACGGAUUCAUGCCCAAAGCCUUGCCAACCUCAUGUUUGGUUAAUGCGCCAAGAUUCAAUGUUGAUGCAGUAAGUGGUGGUCUGAUUCCACAUGGUACUCGAAUGAAUUUGGGUGAUCCGGUACCUGGCAUCAGAGGUCUCAAGAUUAUGGACACUUCCUCGCCAAGAGUCAAACAGGUAUGUUGGGUUGGGAUUGUUAGAUAAAGAAUCUGGAAAUUUAUGUGUUAUUGAUAUUGGGAGGGGUAAAACUUAAACUAAAACUUUUGAUUUUAGGGGGUGGGAUUUAAUUUUUUUUGGGAAAAUAUGAUUUUAGACUAAUUUUUAGAUUUUGGUUUUGUUUUGUAGCCUACUGUUAAGUUCUUUUUUUGAUUUUCAGGAUGCUUCUGUUGUCAUUGCCACCACGAGAAAGCCAUGCGAUCAAGAUGAAUACACAGUGGCCGAAAACAUUGAAAAAUUGGCUAGACUACUGGUACCAUUUUCGGAUGAAAAGAUUAAGAGGGAUACUCCUAGUAAGGACUUUUAUAAUAUCUUACUAUGAUUUUCUUUGAUUUCUUAUUAUUAAUCAUGACUAAAAGCUUUUAACUAGUAGUCAUGUUUAUGGUCUGAUUGCAAGCUUGGAAAUCAGUUUUUACUUAUUUAUAUUGUUUUAGUGGAUGUACAAGAACAAGAUCCAGCAGCCGCGCCAAUUUACUGGAUUGCCAAAUGGGUGGACUACUCAAACAAAUACGGGUUAUCGUAUCAGCUAUCCGACGACAGUGUGGGUGUAAUGUUCAACGACCAGACUAAGAUUAUUAUUGAUCGGGUUGGAACGUGAGUUUUUUAAAUUUUUUUAUAAUGAUGUUGAUUAUAUAAGGUCAAAAGUCUUUAAAUUACACUUGAUGUAUAUUUUUAAUUUCAAGUUUUGAACUCUUAAAAAGUAUUGUAUUUCCAGUAACAUUCAAUACACUGAACGUGACAACACUGAGAACUACUACACUAUGGACAGCUACCCGAACACGCUAGAGAAGAAGCUUACUUUGUUAAGGUAUUUCCGUGGAUACAUGUCCAAACACUUGUUGGCAGCCGGUCAAAACAUGAGGAAGUUGGGUGACGAACUGUCUCGUUUGCCACAAAUGACCAUCUGGUUCAGGACAACAUCAGCCAUUGUAUUUUUAAUGACUGAUGGUACCCUUCAGGUCAACUUCUUUGAUGUAAGUCUGUUUUAGUGGACAAAAAAGAGAGAUUUAGUCGAUAUACGGGACCUUGUUUUUGCUUUUUGAUCAAAAUUUUAUGUAAAUCAGAAUUUUUUUUAGAAAUUUCAAUUUUUUGAAAUUUUUUUGAAGUUUUGAAUUCGGAUUUUAAUUACGUUCAUUUCAGGACCACACCAAGAUUAUCAUCUCACCCGCUAUGACAGCUGCCACCUACAUCAACCCGAACCGAGAAUGCGCGACUUAUCAACUACAACACCUGAUUGAGAAUGGCUGUUCACACGACAUUCAACGCCGUCUUUCCUACGCCAAAUCAAUGGUGGACCGAAUGCAAAAGAAACGCCAAGACAACGUUAAUCCCUCCCAAGGCCAACAGGGACCCGAAGCUGUAGAAAUUAAUUAA
Molecule: messenger RNA, 3048 nt
Organism: Bursaphelenchus okinawaensis
Lineage: Eukaryota; Metazoa; Nematoda; Chromadorea; Rhabditida; Aphelenchoididae
Source: the annotation of a GenBank genome assembly